GUGGGCCGGUCUAACUACUAGAGCUGGUCGAGCCGCUCCGCUCUGCUUCUUCGGCACUGGGUUUUUAGGCCAUGGGGCAGCCUUACGCGUGGCGGCUCCUGUCGAGGGUCAGCUCAUUCAGAAGAGCCAGUGUUAUUCUGCAACAUCUGAGAAUGUCCAUGCACACAGAUGCCGCAGAAGUCCUGCUGGAGAGGAGAGGCUGUGCAGGCGUCAUAACACUCAACAGACCCAAGUUCCUCAAUGCACUGAGUCUGAAUAUGAUCCGGCACAUCUAUCCACAGCUAAAGAAGUGGGAACAAGACCCUGACACGUUCCUGAUCAUCAUAAAGGGAGCCGGAGGAAAGGCCUUCUGUGCCGGAGGGGACAUCAAAGCACUCUCAGAAGCUAAAAAAGCAAGACAGAAUUUGACUCGAGAUUUAUUCAAAGAAGAAUACAUCCUGAACAAUGCAAUUGCAUCUUAUCAGAAACCAUAUGUUGCACUUAUUGAUGGAAUCACAAUGGGUGGGGGAGUUGGUCUUUCAGUCCAUGGUCAAUUCCGAGUGGCUACAGAAAGGUCUCUCUUUGCUAUGCCAGAAACGGGAAUAGGACUAUUUCCUGAUGUGGGUGGAGGUUAUUUCUUGCCAAGACUUCAAGGAAAACUCGGUUACUUCCUUGCACUGACAGGAUACAGACUAAAAGGAAGAGAUGUGCACAGAGCGGGAAUUGCCACACACUUUGUCGAUUCAGAAAAGUUGCCUGUGUUGGAGGAGGAGUUGUUAGCCUUAAAGUCACCUUCAGCUGAGGAUGUUGCAGGCGUCUUAGAAAGCUAUCAUGCCAAGUCCAAGAUGGAUCAAGACAAAUCUAUCAUAUUUGAGGAACACAUGGACAAAAUAAACAGGUGUUUUUCAGCCAGUACCGUGGAACAGAUAAUUGAAAACUUACGGCAAGAUGGUUCACCUUUUGCCAUAGAACAGAUGAAGGUAAUUAAUAAAAUGUCUCCAACAUCACUGAAGAUCACACUAAGGCAGCUCAUGGAGGGCUCGUCAAAGACCUUGCAAGAGGUGCUGACCAUGGAAUAUCGGAUGACUCAAGCAUGUAUGGAAGGUCAUGACUUUCAUGAAGGCGUUAGAGCUGUUCUCAUUGACAAAGACCAGACUCCAAAAUGGAAACCAGCCAAUCUAAAAGAUGUUACAGAUGAAGAUGUGAAUAGUUACUUUAAAUCUCUGGGAAGCAGUGAUUUGAAAUUCUGAACUUUAUUUUGGAACAAAGGUCAACACACCAUAGCACAGAGGCUAGGCCUGGCGUCUUGCCCAUUUCCACGCAGCCUGCAAGCUGGAAAUGGUUUUCUCAUUUUUAAAUGAUUCAGAAGGAGAUGAAAAGACUAACAUUUCAUGAUACAGUGCUUGCCCAAAGUUUAAGCACCAGUGUUUGUAACUUUUCAUGAAAUGACAGCUGAAGUCCAAACACCAGUGUCUUAUGGAACCUUCCUGCAGCGUAACGGAGCUUAUUCUCUAUGGCUGCUUGGAGUGGCCAUGGCAGACUUUAUGACUCACAGCACCUCAAGGGUCUAAUUUUCUACUCCAGUCUUCAUCAGAAAUGGUUUGCUGGUCCCUGGUUUAUAAGAAAUUCUCAAGAGCUCCAGAGAAUCUCAAGUUUAUUUCUCAUUAAAAUGGUAACUUUGACUUCUAGUUUAUAUAUUAAUUAACCAAAUUAUGUACAGAUUAGCAAAAAUAAAGACCCUGAAAUUUG
Mus pahari (shrew mouse) is the source of this 1728-nucleotide messenger RNA. RefSeq names its product 3-hydroxyisobutyryl-CoA hydrolase (gene Hibch). Gene Ontology annotation, biological process: L-valine catabolic process. The transcript has 14 exons. Gene Ontology annotation, cellular component: mitochondrion. The record is from RefSeq and is a predicted model, not a curated record. Bases 72 to 1229 code for a protein of 385 amino acids. Lineage: Eukaryota; Metazoa; Chordata; Mammalia; Rodentia; Muridae. Gene Ontology annotation, molecular function: 3-hydroxyisobutyryl-CoA hydrolase activity.